Messenger RNA from Klebsormidium nitens, 3255 nucleotides. Lineage: Eukaryota; Viridiplantae; Streptophyta; Klebsormidiophyceae; Klebsormidiales; Klebsormidiaceae. The record is from the annotation of a GenBank genome assembly.
AUGUUCGUUGCAUCCUUCGGAAUGGUGGACGAGCCAUCACGGACGCUUUGGCUGUCCUGUUUUGCGCUGGUAAAAUCUAAGCCCAAACUCUCGCGCGUAGGGAUACGUACGAGGCCGCGUCCGCCCUUUGUAGCGGUGGAUCUGGGGGAGGGGACAGGGUUUUGGGCGACCCAAGUGAGGGAUGCAAACAUGGAAACCGACGCCAAGAGCGCGCGGCCGGACAGCUCGCGCGACGCGCGCGGGCGCGAGGAGCUGGGCCGUACAUUGAAGGUUUUGCAGGAGCGAGCGCGGCAGCUGGGGUUCAUUGUGGUGAUCCGGAGAUGCGGAAUUGAGGAUUCCGGCCGCGAGCGGAACAGAGCGGAACGGGCGGAAGCGAAACCCGUCAUCAGAAACGAGCUAUGUCAGAAUGGACAGCCCAAGCGAGCGGACGGAUCGGGGGCCGACGGAAAGCGGAAUGGUCGUUGGAGACGAGCGGUGCCAGAAUCGAGAGCCCCAGGCGCAGUCGAGGGCCGAGCAGAGCGUGACCCCAGGAAGCACGGGCAAAGGACGGCAAAGGACAGAACUCCCCCAGAUCCGAAUGCAGAGGGUUAUCGGGGACCGCUCGAGGAUGUUAGGCAUCCGGGAUACCGCCCGGGGGAGGUCCCCGGGAACGGCCUAGGGCUGAUAGAACCUGAACCACAAGAUACGUUCGAGAUUGCAGGCGGAUUCCACGGUCGCGACCCGGUCACCAUCAGUCUGAGGCCCAACCUCAGUUCCCCGGGGGAAGGCUUAGAGAACCUGGUCAACACGUGCUACCUGAGUACUGUGGUACAGUGCCUCAUGUAUGCCCUCCAAAACCUGCUGUGGGGCGGCCACCACUCCCGGAUCUGCCGGAUUCCGGUCGCACAGUUCUGCCUGCCGUGCUCCCUGGAGCGUUUGCUCAAGGCCUGCUUCAGCGGGCCCGGCAUGAACGCUCGCGAGUGGAGGGCCGUGGUCGACAACAAGCGGCGGUUCGUGCCAGAAUUCGGGCCGGACAGUCAGCAGGAUGCGCACGAGGCUCUGCUCAAGAUUCUGCAGAAUCUGAAGGAGACGUGCCUGCUGACGACCUCACCAUGCCUUGGCUCUGCCGGGCGUGACAACGAGAGCGAGGAGCAGUCCGUCAUCUCGGCCACCUUUGGAGGCACCUCACAGACGCAGCUGAGGUGUUUGACCUGCGGAAAGCGGACACUCAACGAACCGGAGCCGUUCGUGGACCUGAGCCUUGGAGUCAGCGGCCCCUCUCUCGAGUCUGCUUUGGAGGGGCAUAUGGUGGCGGAAACGCUAUGUGGAGAGGACAAGGUGUUCUGCGAUGGAGAGUACUGCGAACGGAAGCGCCCGACCAUGAUCCAGACACUCAUUCGGGAGCCGCCAAGAAUGUUGAUUGCCCACGUGAAGCGUUUCAAGGAGAACGGCGCAAAGGACGCAGCUCACGUGGGUUUCAGCCAAACCCUUUCCGCCGCUGACUACCUGGUCCCCGCCAGCCGCGCCUCGCGGCCACGCUACAAGCUGGAGGGCGUCGUCGUGCAUGAAGGAGAGUCCCCCAACGCCGGCCACUACAUCGCUUACGUGCUCAUCGGAGGCAGCUGGUACCUGUUCGAUGACGCAAGCGUGACGAGAGCAGAGUGGGCGGAGGUCGCUGCGGCGCAGGGGUACAUCUUCUUCUACAGACGCACUCACCCUGACAGCAGUCUGCAAGUUUAUCCGUCCCGGGGACGCGCGCGCGACGCGCGCGACGGGCGGGCGCGACCCGCGCCGCGAGACGAUGCGCGACUCCCGAGUGCGCUCUCGGAGGCGCGGAAAACGCGCGCGUGUACUGAGACUGCCCUAGCGGAUGCGCGCGAGGCGCAAGCGCGCGCAAAGGAGGAAGGCGGUCGGUACGCACCGGAGGCAGAAUCAACGGAGCCCUCCUUGGGAAACGAGCCCCCAGGCCAAGGCGCAGCCUUUGCGAAGGCUGGCGUACUUGAUGCGACGAUUGAAACUGGUGCCCAGAAGGAAGACAACAAUCGAGAGCACACGUCUCCAUCCUCGGGGACAGCUUCGACAGCCAUCGAAGCCCGGCCAGACAAGCGCAAGCCCCCCGAGAACGCGAAGGACUGCCACGUGGUAGGCUGUAAGUCGCACACCGACUGCUCGGCUGAUGCAGACAAACCGCAUGGGCAGGCUGUGGGGUCCCCGGGCAGAACGGCAGAUUUGGCCAGGGAAGGAACGUGGCUGAAGGCCGAGAUGAGUUGCGAAGUUCACCGGGAGGAGGUCGAAAGAGCCGAGGAGCGGGAAAAAAGCUUCCUUGUGACCGGGGAGGAAACUUUGAAAGAGUGCCCGGAUGAUGGAUCUCCCGGACCGAGGGAACCACGACCGGUCGGGGGAAAGCGACCACCCCUUGAGACGGCAAUGAAGGACGAUUUCACUGAAGAGCGGCCAGGUGACAUCCUGGAAUCUCCUCCCGAGACGGACCGGUGCAGGAGGUGGGCUCAAGGAUGGCGGUGUCCGCUUCCGCGGGCUUUCGGCUAUAGUGUGUGCCAGAAGCAUCUCGAUAUGGAGAGGCGGAAGCAAGCAGACAAGCGCGCGCGCAACGAGAUCGCCCGGCGCGAGCGCGCGCGCGCGGAGCGUUCGUUUGCGGCGCGCGCUCAAGGAGAGGGUGAGCGCGGUGCGGGAGGUUCCGAGGUGAUAAGCAGCGGUCGAGCGGAAGCGCGGAAGCCGGAAGCGGAAGGGGCUCAAGUAGCGGAACCGGCUGGGCAAGGAAGCGUCCCGGGUGGUGAUCCUCUAGAUAACGUUGACAGCAAGGCCUCCUUUGAGAGCCCGUCUGAGAAGAGCGUAUACCCUCUGAGAAACAGGAAACGGAAGGCGCGGACGGACGAGAAGAUGCAGCUUGCGGUAGGAGGAACCGCCGGAGAUCCGAUCGUCAUAGCCUCGGACGAGGAAACACCGGUCGCCAAACGCCCCCGCAGUCCCGCCUUCGAAGGAGUUUCUUGCAGUUCCCCCAUGGUAGAAGCGUCCCGGGCAGAAGCCGGAAGCAAAGAGCCAUCGUAUAGCACCAGUUUGUGGUUCCCGCCGCCCGGGGAAAGUACGGAAGGGCCGGCAGGAGGAUUUGCUCUGCCGGGGUCAAAAGAGUCUGAGCGACCGGGUCGAGUCGGAGAGGCACGUGCCGCUAGGAGUGGACAUUCUGAAUAUGACUGGAGCGAUAAGGAAAAGUCUGACGUGUGCGGUUUGCCGACGUGCGGUUUGGCGACAUGCGGUUGA